AUGGACGACCCGAGUCCUAGCCGAGUGAAGCAGCUCGCGUCUCGAUUCGAGCCGCAGCUGUCUAAGGUGCAGCGUAUCGCCUCCAUGUUCGAAUGCGAGCCGCCGUCGCCGUCCACGGCAAUCUCCCUAUCACGCCGCGUCGGCGGCAACAGCACCGCCAAAAUUCAGUACAAGCGAGUCCAAUCCGACCGUCCAAGUCCAACCGGCGAUUCCCAGCAGUCCGUCAGACGACAGUCAAUUCCCUCCCCGAGAACAGUCGAAACUCCUGCCUUGCAAUACGACCCUGCCGAGGAAUCCUUCGGCGGCGGAGAGCAGUUGACGGAGGAGCAGUUGGCGGAGGAGGGGUUGGACGGGAUGAGCAUGGAGGAGAUGGAAGCGCUUUGCGAGAUCAUGGCGCUCGAGGAGUCGCGCGCCCGCGCCGAGCGCAUGGAAGCGCUGGGCUACGAGGUGGCGGGCGGGGAGGGGCGCGAGGAGUACCGCAAGGAGGGGGAUGGUGGGGAGGGCGGAUGGUGGCAGGUGGGGUACAGCGACGGGCGCGCGGGUGGAGAGGGGAGCGGUGGUGGGGAAGCGGAAGGCGGGGGAACAGGAGGCGUGGAAGGGGUUGCAGUGGUUAUUGGGGAUGACGAAGAGGGUGACAGUAAGGAGGGGGGCUCGGUGGGCUCCUUGAUUCGAUCCAUCGAGGGACUCCCCAAGCAGAGCAAACAGCAACCUCAGCCCAUCUCUCCAGAAAAAACGCCAGGCAAAUCGCGCAAGUCGUCGGGCGGAAAGAAGAGCAGGGAGAAGCGGAGAGGCGAGCCAGGGGGUGCGGACACCGUCGCGGGAGCGAUUGAGCGGUUCAGCGGCAGCGGAAAAGACCCUGAGCGGGUUUCAACGUCCCGAAUGACGCUUUCCACGUCAGAACCGUCGCUCGCUCGCGCUGCUGCUGGCGCGACCGCGGGGAAUCGGCGCUAUGGCCUGGCAAAUGGCGGCCCUCUGGAAGACAGGGCGGUGGGAAUGGCGGGUGGUGGAGCAGGGAGGAGCUCUGCGGGACUGAGUGGGGAGUUUCCUCUUGAGCUCUCGUCCAGUCCCUCUGUCUCUGUUGUCGAUGCUGAGCUGUCAAGGAAGAAGACUGAGGUGGCACGAUAUGAAACUGAGCUGGCACGGCGCCGUGCUGAGCUGAACCGACUCAGAGUUGAGCUGGCGAGUGUGAGCGUGGAGAAGGUGCAAGCGGAAAUCGCCCUGACUCGGCUAAAACAAGAAGUAGAGGACUGGUCGUAUGUCCCCGCGGAAGGGACAGGACAGGGAGGAAACGAAGCGGAUGAGGCAGGGGAAACAGGCGAAAACGGGGCGUCGGAUUUAAAGAAAGAUGGGGACGGAGGAAGAAGCGAGGAGUCUUCCUCUUCUGCCCAGUUGAAGGCGCAACUGGGGAAGGUGAGGCUAGAGAAUGAGCGGCUGAAGCGGCGAGAGAAGAGCCUCACUGCUGACGUGGAAUACAUCGAAACCAUGCUGGCGCAGGAGAAGGGCGAGUCAGCAGCGCUGCGGCGUGAGCUGGCGGAGGUCAAACAGCAGCGAAAAGAUCUCGACAAGGAGCUCUCAGCUGCCCAGAAAGAACUCUCCUCCCUCAGACGAUCAGCAGCAGUGGCAGAACGGCGGGCAGCAGCAGAGGAAGCAGACGCAGCGCUGCUGCGGCAGCAGCUGCAGAAGGCACAGGCAGCAGAGAUGGGGCUGCUGGAGCAGCUGCAGCUGGCGACGAAGGAGGCGAUGGGGCUGCGGAAGACGCUGGUGUGGAGCAAGGAGACGCGCGAGGACGCGGAGGAGUGGGAGCGCGGGCUGCAGGGCACGCUGGCUGAGCAGGUGCAGCGGAAUGGCGAGCUGGAGGUGAAGGGCGGCGAGAUGAUGACGCGGCUGCUGGUGCUGGAGAAGGAGCUCGCUGAGGAGCAGCAGCGCCGCAGUGCUGCUGAAUUCCAGGCACGGGAUGCAGUGGCAGCAAAGGAGUUGCUGGAGGAAGAGGUGAUGCUGCUGAGGCACACCAGAGGGGUGAUCAAAGAUGCGAUGUUGCAAGGGGGGGCCGAUGGUGAGGAAAGAAGGGCAAGCAGCAGAGCAGAGGACAUGGUACCAAGUGGUGGGAGUGCUAAGGUGGCGUCUUCUGACGGGCUCAAGAUGGAGGUGCCUGCUCGAGUGUGGGACAUUCUGGACCAGGUGGAGGAGACCAAGGCGAGGGGUAUGGCAGAGCGGGACGAGCUGACGCGCCUGCACUGGUUGACGGCCUGUGUGCGUGGCGAGCUGCACAAGGCCAGAUUCGCUGCUAUCCAAGCCGCUGCCUCCACCAACCCCACUGCCACCACCACCAAUGCCACCACCACCAUGGGCGCCGCUUCUGCCAGCUCCUCUCCUGCUCCUUCUCUGGUCCCUGCUGCAGGCCUCGCCAAGCCACUGGGCAAGGCUGUCUCCAAGAAGCUCUCCCUUGUGCUUGACUUGGAUCAGCAUGCUGCUGCUGCAGCACCAGCAGACCCUGCAGCUGACAGUGCUGCUUCAGCAGCCUCAGGCACGAGUGUGUCCGGCACCACGUUUUCCACCACGGCCAGCACGCCCCGCACGCCCCCCCACUCCACCACCGCCGCCAGUGCUUCUGCCUCCGCCUCAGCUGGCAGCAAGUUUGUACGCUGGUUCUCCCACCGCUCCUCCGACAGACCAGCAUAUAGCAGCGCCGCCACCAGCGCUGCUGCAUGGCCUGCUGGCUCCAUGGCUGCUUCAGCUGCAGUGGUAGCAGAAGAGGGAAGUGCCUCCCCUCAGGCACCUGAUCCAGUGCCUCGAGUGGCCACAGACGAGUCCGCGCCCAGCACUGCACUGCCCUCACUCCUGCCUGCCCAAUCAGCUCCUUCCACUCCUGCUCCUGCUCCUGCUCCUGCUCCUGCUGCCUCUGCUGCCACUGCUGCUACCACACCAUCUGGCAGCACUCCGCAACCCACCAAUGUGCGCUUCCCCCCUCGAUCUCACCUCGCAAUCCCAACCGCCCUUCCCCAACCGCUCCGCGUGCGCAGCUGGGUUCGCACGUCCGCCAUCCCCAACUACAAGCCGCCCUACGCCAGCGGGUGCGCGGCGGGCUUCUCAUGUGACACUGUCGGGCGGAACCCGGCCGGAUACGUGUGGGUCCCGGCGCCGCCUUGCUCGUACGACCGAUGGAGGUACGAUCAAUGGAUUACGAAUGCUUAUUUUUCCCCAUUUCUUCCUCCUCCGCCAUUCGUCGCCCCUCCCCUCCCCCCUUUCCACCCCAUACGAGACCCAUGUGUUGAUUUGAUUCUUGGCUCCCUUUCGUGCGGCGGCAGAUUCAACCCCAAGACGUUUCUCGAGACCAUGCGGAACAAGAUCGUUGCGUUUGUGGGUGAUUCGCUAAGCGACAACCUGCACGCGUCCGUCCACUGCAUCCUCUCCGCAUACACAAAAAUUGAGUUCAAGAAGUCGUGGCUAGGCGGCGCGAGGCCAGUGGGGUCGCUGCACGCGGCGCAGUACAACUUCACGCUGCUCUCCAUCAACAGCGGCUACAUCGUGCAGAGCCCGCGAUACGUGAGUCACCCGCCAUACGUGAGUUGCCCCCCAUUUGUGGCGAAUCCAUCUUCUCUUGAGCACGCCUCCCUCCCUGACGUUUCCUCUCGCCUCCCUCUCCACUUUUCCCCCUCCCUUCUUCCCUCCUCCGUUCUCUCCCCCCUCCCUACGUCCCCCCUCCAUUCUUCCCCCCCGUGCUUUCUUCUUCCGUGCUUCCCCCGUGGCUGCUUUCGCCUUACUGAUUCUCCCCUCCUGCUCACCUACAAGGAUCAGACGCAGCCAUACGUGGUGAACCCCAAGUGGGCGGGCAUUCUGCGCUACACGCACUCUAUCAUUUUCAGCGCCGGCCACUGGUUCUUCCACCCGGUAUGCCCCAUGCUCUCUGGUUCUUCCACCCGGUAUGCCCCAUGCUCUCUGGUUCUUCCACCCGCGCAGUGUGAUCCCACUGGUUCUCCCUUCGCAUCUCCUCCCACUCAUUCAUCCCAUCUACCUCGCCCCACUGUAUCCCAUCCCAUUGUUGAAUUACAUUCCACUCCAAUCAUGACUCACCAAUCCCAUCCAUCCCACUCUCUUCCCCUCAUACCCUUCUGCUCCUCAGCCAAGCUCUAA
Closterium sp. NIES-65 is the source of this 4131-nucleotide messenger RNA. The record is from the annotation of a GenBank genome assembly. Lineage: Eukaryota; Viridiplantae; Streptophyta; Zygnematophyceae; Desmidiales; Closteriaceae.